This is a messenger RNA of Hyphopichia burtonii NRRL Y-1933, 1334 nucleotides long. RefSeq lists its product as uncharacterized. NCBI's taxonomy places the organism in Eukaryota, Fungi, Ascomycota, Pichiomycetes, Serinales, Debaryomycetaceae. Bases 48 to 1265 code for a protein of 405 amino acids. The transcript has a single exon. Gene Ontology annotation, molecular function: protein binding. The record is from RefSeq and is a predicted model, not a curated record.
CUCAAGCUGACGACUUCUUUUAACCGUAUUCCAUCCCAAGCUAGAUAAUGCCUUCUGCUACUUUAGAACAGGUGAUUUCAAAUGCCAGAGCAUUGGUUCAAUCCUCACAAUCGGAUAAAGCUUUGGAAAUAUUAAGCCCAUUGAUUCCUGGGAACGAAAAUAAUGUAUUUUUAUUGCAAAUAUUUGGAGAAGUCUUAUUGGAAACUAAUGAUUUGGAAACUGCAUACGAAGUCUUAACAGCUGCUUGUGAAUUGGAUCCUGAGGCAAACGCAGGUACCGAGAAAUUCUUCUAUUUAGGACAAAUAAUUGGAGGUAAUGAUGGUUUAAAAUGUCUUGAUACUGGAUUAAGUAAGUUAAACAAUCAAUUGAGUUUAAUUGAAAAUAAUCAAGGAGAAAAUGAUCAAAUCUUGGUUGAUUUAUCAAAGAUUUAUAAGGAUAAAGAAUCUUUGAUAAAAUAUUUAAUUAAAAAGUUAAAUCAAGGUAUAUUUGCAAAAAUCGAAAUUUGGAUGACUGAUUUAUGUAUGGAACCAGAAGCUGAACAACAAUGUAAUGAUUUGAUUUCAUACUCAUUAAGAUUAGACGGUCAAAACCCUGAAGCUCUUUCAUUAUUAGCAUCUAUCAGAAUUUCUCAACAGAAACCAGAAGAAGCCAAGGAUUCAUUAUUAAAAUCCUGGGAAUUAUUCCACUCAAAAAAGGCUCAACUAGAAGAGUCUGCAAAUAAAAUACAAAACGAAUCCUCAGAAGUGGUAAAUGAUGACAAUGCAGAUGCUUUUGAAGUUGGUGUUGAAUAUAUUGAAUUGAUUCAACCAUUAUUAACCUUGGCUAGAUUUGCGAUUGAAUUAGAAUUGUAUGAAUUAGCCAUGACCAUUACUUCAAAUACCCAAGAUAUAAAUGAAGACAUCCUUGAUGCAUAUUAUUAUGAAGCAUUUGCUAACAUAUUAAGUGCCAAAAAAAUAUUCGCUGACUCCAAUAAUAUAAAUAAAGAUCAAGAAGAUUACAGAGACUUGGAUUUGAAAGCUGUUAAAACAAGUAAGGAUGAGAAUAUUAAACAGCUCCUCGAUGAAGCCAAGUCUUUAUUAACUCAAGGAUUCAAGAUUAUCAAUAGCGAUAUUGGUGCAGAUUCUGAACCAGAAUUAGUAGAACAAGUCAAUGAUUUAUUAAAUCAAUUGGGUGGUCCUUCUAUGGCUGAUUUGAUGCCUCAAAGAAGAAACGAAGCUGAUGAAGAAGGUUGGGAAGAUGAAAUUAAUAGUGAUGAAGAAAAUUAGGUUGCAACAAUUUCAUUCUUUUGUAUAUUAAAAACUAAUUAGACUUAAACUAAUACUUACGAACUUUUU